UGUCUGUUUAAAGUUUUAAAACAGGACAGUGAUAGCAUUAUCUUUCAAACGUUUUAUCUACCAUGACCACUAUGUAAAUUUUGAUAGUAGUAAUAAUAGUGAAAAAAUGUUGAGAUUUGCAAGAGUAAAAUGGCUCCACCGUGUGUCCUGUAAUCUCCAGAAGAUGCAGACCAAUGAGAAGUUGUUUGUGGGGAGGAUGUUCUCUGUCCAGGACUCCCUCCCCAAACUCCCUGUCCCUGCCCUAGAUCAGACCCUCCAGAAAUACCUGCGCUCAGUGCGACCUUUGUUGACAGACGAAGAGUAUGCAAAAACUGAAAAGUUAGUUGAAGACUUUAACCGAGAUCCAGGUCCUAAACUGCAGACACUGCUGGAGAAACGGGCUCAAAGAGAGACAAACUGGCUGUCCGACUGGUGGACCAAUGUUGCCUACCUGGAGUUCCGUCAGCCGGUGACAGUCAACGUCAGUCCGGGAGUGGUGUUCCCCAAACAGAACUACACGGACAAAGAGGGACAACUCAGGUUUACAGCGAAGCUGAUCUCUGGACUUUUAGACUACAAAAAAAUGAUAGACCAACAGACCCUUCCAGUGGAGAAGAUGGGCAAGCAGUCACUGUGUAUGAUGCAGUACUACAAGAUCCUCUGUGGCUGUCGCAUCCCCGGCAAGAAGAAGGACACGUGGGUGUGUUACCCCCCAGAUGAGGCCAACCCCCCGAGGCACCUAGUGAUUGCCCAUAACAAUGCUUUCUUUUUCUUGGAGUGUUAUGGCAGUGACAACCAGCCCCUGGGUACUGAACAAAUCUAUGAACAGCUAAAGAAUAUCGUGAACCAGUCAAAUGAAUCCGAUAUUCCAGUUGGUCUUCUGACCACAGAGAACAGAAACAAGUGGGCUAAGGCUUACGAACUCCUCGCUAAAGACAAAGAAAGUAAAGCUUCCCUAGAGAUUCUGCAGCGCAGUAUAUGUGUGAUAUGUAUAGACAACAAACUGCCCGAGAGUGCUCCUGGGGAGGAGGACAGCACAGCAGCCAAAAUGAUGCUUCAUGGAGGAGGGAGUCAAUUCAACUCAGCCAACCGCUGGUUUGACAAAACACUACAGUUUAUUGUAGGGCUGAAUGGCGUCUGUGGGUUAAACUAUGAACACACCACAGCAGAGGGGCCACCCAUUAUAUCCAUUGUGGAUCAUGUUCUGGAUUACUGCAGUAAAAAUGCAGACAAUUCCACAAAGGCCCCAGGUGUCAUACCUCCAAGAAAGCUGAAAUUUAACCUCUCCUUCCCCGCAUUAAAGGAAAACUUAGAGGAAGCAGCAGAAAACUUAGACUCCAUGGUGAAAGAUGUAGAUUUAACUGUGUUUAAAUUCACCGAGUAUGGGAAGAACUUCCCCAAGAGCCAGAAACUGAGUCCAGAUAGCUAUCUCCAGAUGGCUUUCCAGUUGGCCUAUUUCAGGUUGUAUUCCAAGCCAUGUGCUACUUAUGAGACGGCAUCGUUGCGACAGUUUCAGCUUGGUAGGACAGACACCAUUAGGUCAUGCUCCAUUGAAUCCUUAGAGUUCUCGAAAGGAAUGAUGGACCCUUCCCUGUCCAAGCAGAAGAAAGCGGAGCUCUUAAGGAAGGCAGUAACUGGGCAUAAAAACUACGUGGCAGAGGCAGUGAAAGGACAAGGGAUUGACAGGCAUUUGCUGGGACUCAAAUUGAUUGCCCUGGAGAACAAUAUGAAAGUGCCAGCCCUACACAUGGAUGUGGCCUAUUCCCUCAGCUCCCACCAUAAUGUUUCCACUAGUCAGGUACCAGCCAAGUACGAGGCUUGCCUGGUGUUCGGCCCCACUGUUCCUGAUGGUUAUGGUGUGUGUUACAAUCCCCAAGAAAAACAAGUCAUCUUAGGCGUUUCUGCCUUCAACUGCUGCCCAGACACUGAUUCUAAGAGAUUUAAAGACUCAAUCCAGCAGUCUUUAUUGGACAUGAAAUCUGUUUUAGAAGGAAGCAUUCAGUCAAAAUUAUAACAGUCUAUGUUGUUAACUUUUUGUAUGACAACACUAUGAAGUAUAUACAUAGAAAUGCAUGCUCUCAGGUCAAAAAAUUGCAUGUUUUAGUUGUGAAUGCUGAUGCUGUGAUGAAAAAAUGGAGUGAUUAUUCAAUGUUAUGAAUGUUUUAGAAUCAGUUAAACUGCUUGACCUGUAGACAUAUCAACUCUGGUGCUGCAUAUGGUGUUUUUUCCCCUACUAUUUAGAUUACAAUUUGUAUCUUAAAGAUGUUAUAUGGCACCCUUUUUAACGAUAGUUUGCUUUUCAUAACAAUCAAUGUUAAAUUGUUUAGUAAAUUGGAUAAAUCCAUAUUAUGUACAUGACUGUAGGUAUAUGUACACUUUGAAUGAGCUCCCCCUAGCCCAUUUAUCUUUGUGCUUCAAUAGACUUUUUAAAGCAUUAUAAAUACCUCCACAAAUUAUUUUAAGACGUGAAGAUAGCCUUAUCUAAAAGUCCCCCUUUGUAAUAUCAGUACAGACAAAAGAAGCCAAUCUAGUUGAAGCUUUAAGCCAAUUGGUUGGACAUAUGCAAGGCUUCAUAUUGUUGCUUUGUGUGUGCGUUUGUGUGUGUACAUUGGUAUUUUUAAUUGAUGAAACAUGUAUUGUUAGAAAUACAUGUUUAUAUUAAAACAAUUGAAAGGGGCUAUUUGAAUGGCUUGAAAAAAAAGGUUUGAUCAAUGGUGCCUACGUCACAUUUUAAAAGAUUACCGGUAGCUUAAAAAAUGUAUCAAUAUUCUUGGAAAGAAUUUAAUAGCAACCUAUUUGGUUCUUGUAUUAACUGGGUUGGAGCAGUUUAUGUUUUUUGAUAAACUGCAUGGAGUCAGCUGCCCCAUAAACCCUUUACAAAUCCAUUUGAUAAAAGAUAGCUAGGUCAAUUGUUUGCAAUAUUUUUGUAGUAAAUGUGUGACAUACAUUAUUGAACUUGCAUGCACAGUUUUGAUGCAGAGGAAUGAUUGACCUAUAAUUAACUGACAAUAUGAUUGUGCAUUUUAUAAGACUUUACCUUCUGAAUAAAUGUUUUUCAGUGUAUCAUUCCGUAGCUGUGAUUACUUAAGUUAUGCAUUGGUUGUUUGCAAUAAACCAAUACAUAUUAAUACA
Molecule: messenger RNA, 3111 nt
Organism: Magallana angulata
Lineage: Eukaryota; Metazoa; Mollusca; Bivalvia; Ostreida; Ostreidae
Product: carnitine O-acetyltransferase-like
Exons: 14
Coding region: 107-1993 (628 amino acids)
Biological process (GO): carnitine metabolic process, CoA-linked
Cellular component (GO): peroxisome
Molecular function (GO): carnitine O-acetyltransferase activity
Source: RefSeq, a predicted model, not a curated record